GAAUGAAAUACAUAAAGGUUACCUCAUAUUUCCCCUCUCAUCCAUCCUGCAUGAGAGCAGCCUCCCAUACGUCCAUGCGUAAAUGAGGUAGGACCUCCAUUUUUCUCUCCUACCGGCCACCUUCUUCAUCGUCGUCAUCCUCCUCCUCCGCGUCACCAUCAUCUACAAGCUGCAUCCGAGGAAGAAGAAGACGAGCAGCGCAUUGUGACGGAGCAGAAAAGAUGGACGUAACCGACCAGGGUGCCCAAAUGGAGCCGCUGUUGCCAACGGAACAAAGCGCUCAAGAAAACAAAAAAGUGAGGACUGAUGAGGAAGCAGUGGUGGAUCGGGGUGGAACGCGCUCCAUGCUGAACACCAACUUUGAGAAGGAAGAACUGGAAGGUCACCGUACUCUGUAUAUUGGGGUGCACGUUCCUCUUGGUCGGAGGUCGCAUCGCCGCCACCGUCACCAUGGCCAUCGACAUCGGAAGCGAUCCAAGGAGAGGGACUCCACGGCCGACGAUGGCCGAGAAUCCCCAUUGCACACAGACACACCAGCCCAGAGGGUGCAGUUUCUGUUGGGGACAGAGGAUGGUGAUGAGGAGCACAUCCCUCAUGCCCUGUUCACCGAGCUGGACGAAAUCUGUCUCAGAGAGGGGGAUGAUGCAGAAUGGAAGGAGACCGCCAGGUGGCUGAAGUUUGAGGAGGAUGUUGAGGAUGGCGGCGAGAGAUGGAGCAAGCCCUACGUGGCCACUCUGUCUCUUCACAGUCUAUUUGAACUUCGCAGCUGCAUUAUGAACGGCACCGUGAUGUUGGACAUGAGAGCAAAUUCGCUGGAGGAGAUUGCUGAUAUGGUCCUGGACCAGCAUGAGUUGUCUGGCCCAUUGGGUCAGGAUGCCAGGAAAAGGAUCCGUGAGGCACUGCUCAAGCAGCAUCACCACCAGAACCACAAGAAGCUCGCCAACCGCAUCCCAAUUGUGCGGUCCUUUGCAGAUAUCGGCAAGAAGCAGUCAGAACCGCAUUCCAUGGACAAGAAUGGCCAAACCGUUUCCCCACAGUCCCAGCCCGCCACCACUGAAGGAAAACAAGACGUCAGCAGAGAAAACAGUGCAGUCGACUUCAGCAAAAUUGACCUUCACUUCAUGAAGAAAAUUCCACCUGGCGCCGAGGCUUCCAAUGUCUUGGUUGGGGAGUUGGAGUUCCUAGACCGUCCCGUCGUGGCCUUUGUGCGCCUGUCACCUGCUGUGCUGCUAAACGGCUUGGCUGAGGUUCCCAUCACCACCAGGUUUCUUUUCAUCCUCCUUGGGCCCCUGGGAAAAGGUCCACAGUAUCAUGAAAUAGGGCGGUCCAUUGCAACCCUGAUGACUGACGAGGUUUUCCAUGAUGUGGCGUAUAAAGCCAAAGACAGAAAUGACCUUGUUGCGGGAAUCGAUGAGUUCCUUGAUCAAGUAACAGUGUUACCCCCUGGAGAAUGGGACCCCUCCAUCAGGAUAGAACCUCCCAAAAAUGUGCCCUCUCAGGAAAAGCGGAAGGUUCCUCCUGUUCCAAAUGGAGUUACAGAUAUUGUUGAGACCGAGGAACAUGGAGGCCAUGGUGGCCCUGAGCUCCAACGCACUGGAAGGCUCUUUGGCGGGUUCAUCAUGGAUAUCAAGAGAAAGGCCCCUCACUAUCUUUCUGACUACACCGACGCCAUUAGCCUGCAGUGUCUGGCUUCUUUCCUAUUCCUUUACUGCGCCUGCAUGUCACCUGUUAUCACCUUUGGAGGUCUCCUUGGUGAAGCCACCGAAGGACGUGUGAGUGCUAUCGAGUCCUUGUUUGGGGCUUCCAUGACUGGUAUUGCCUACUCGCUUUUUGCUGGGCAGCCUCUUACAAUCCUUGGGAGCACAGGUCCGGUUCUUGUGUUUGAGAAGAUUCUCUUCAAAUUCUGCAAGGACUAUGGGCUAUCCUACCUCUCCCUGAGGGCCUGCAUUGGCCUGUGGACGUCAUUUUUCUGUCUCCUGCUGGUGGCCACAGAUGCCAGCUCGCUUGUUUGCUACAUCACACGUUUUACAGAGGAAGCCUUUGCAGCCCUCAUCUGCAUCAUCUUCAUCUACGAGGCUCUAGAGAAACUGCUCCACCUAGGCGUGCACUACCCCAUCAAUAAAAACAACGACCUUCAGAAACUUACGCAGUAUUCGUGCGCUUGUGUGGAACCCAGUAAUCCCAGCAAUGAGACGCUGCAGUUCUGGGAGAAGAGGAACAUCACGGCCUCCCAUGUCAACUGGACUAUGUUGGAAGUUAAGGAGUGCGAAGAACUGCACGGGGAUUUCAGUGGUACUGCAUGUGGCCCCCAUGGCCCUUAUAUCCCUGACGUCCUCUUCUGGUGUGUGGUCCUUUUCUUCACCACCGUCUUCAUGUCCGCCUUCCUCAAGGAGUUCAAGACAAGGCGGUACUUCCCUACCAAGGUGCGGGCCAUCAUCAGUGACUUUGCAGUUUUCAUCACCAUCUUCACCAUGGUUCUGGUGGACUACGCACUGGGCAUUCCCUCACCGAAACUACAAGUUCCCAGCAAGUUUAAACCAACCAGAGAUGAUCGUGGCUGGCUGAUCAACCCUGUGGGACCUAACCCGUGGUGGACCACCAUCAUCACCUUCAUCCCUGCUCUCCUGUGCACCAUCCUUAUCUUCAUGGACCAACAGAUCACCGCCGUUAUUAUCAACAGGAAGGAACACAAACUGAAGAAAGGCUGUGGCUACCACCUGGAUCUGUUUGUGGUCGGGGUGAUGCUGGGCGUGUGCUCUGUGAUGGGUCUGCCGUGGUUUGUGGCGGCCACCGUGCUCUCCAUCUCCCAUGUCAACAGUUUGAAGCUGGAGUCUGAGUGUUCUGCUCCUGGUGAGCAGCCUAAGUUCCUGGGUAUUCGCGAGCAACGCUUCACCGGCCUCAUGAUCUUCACCUUAAUGGGCUGCUCUGUGUUCAUGACGUCGAUGUUGAAGUUCAUUCCAAUGCCUGUGCUGUAUGGAGUGUUUCUCUACAUGGGAGCCUCCUCACUUCGAGGGAUUCAGUUCUUUGAUCGUCUCCGGCUGUUUGGGAUGCCGGCCAAACACCAGCCAGAUUUCAUUUACCUUCGCCAUGUUCCACUAAGGAAGGCUCACCUCUUCACCAUCAUCCAGCUUAGUUGUCUGGUGAUGCUGUGGGUCAUCAAGACAUCCAAGGCCGCCAUUGUUUUCCCAAUGAUGGUCUUGGCGCUUGUCUUCAUCCGGAAGCUUCUGGACUUCAUCUUUACCAAGAGAGAACUGAGCUGGUUAGAUGACUUGAUGCCAGAGUGGAAGAAGAAGAAACUCGAGGAUGCUGCACAAGAGGAAGAGCACAGUAUUAUUGCAGAAGAAGAAGGCAUUGUGCAGGUCCCACUUGAAGGACACCUCAAGAGCGACCCAGCUACAGUGAACAUUACUGAUGAGAUGUCCAAAGGCUCUUUUGGGGACGUAUGGAAGGGUGUCAGUCCUGUGGAAAAAGAUCCUCCUGCUAAAAGAUCCCCUUCCUAACCUCUCAGAAGCUGAGAAGCAAAAAGGUUUUCCAAAAGUGGCGAGAAGCGUCACAAACGUCGGAGGCGCGACAAGAGCUUGGACAGAGAGACAAGUUUGUGAAGACACACACUGGCAGUGCCGCCAUUUUGUCAUGUCUGUGUUAAAGAUAGUUUUUAAAAUACUGUGCCACACUCAACCACCUUUGUACUGUGAUACACUGUUUUUUGUCUUUGUGUGCAAGUUGUGUACUAAAAAGGUUAAAUUAGAAAUGUCAUUGUCAUAAAGAGUCAAUGCACAUUUGUGCAAAACCAGCAGCAAAUGUAAUGUUUUCAACAGGCCAAAAUUAUUGACAAAUUUUGAAUAACAUUAAUUGUAUUUUACAGAUUUGUAUGCUUUGCAAAAUCUGCAUCGUAUUGAAAAAAAAAAAAAAAAAUGCUUAUGUGUGUUGCACGUCCCUGAAGUGUGAAUAUAUAAUCUUCAAACGUUUGACAACAAAAAAGUUUACAUUUUAAAGAGGAACUGCACUUUUUGGGGGAAUUUUGCCUAUCGUUCAUAAUCAUUAUGAAAGACAUGACGAAGGAUGGAUUUUUUAAAUACAUUAUUUCUUGUAAGCAAAUGUAAAUUAAAGUCCGCUUGAUAAAUAACCAUUGAAAAACCGCCAACAAUACUCCAUUUACAUAUCAUGACUUGAAUAUUAACCAAGUGUUAGUGAUAUUGCCACAGCCCCCUGUUUAUUUGUGAGGAUGAUGGUCAUGCUUCAUCUAAAUGGGAACAUAUGAACAAUUCUAGCAGUCGGCAUCCUAUUGACAGCAGACCUUGCACAGUAAAUUAUGUUUUAUUUAUGUUUGUUGGCUCUUGUAACGUCAGCAGUAAAUAAUAGUCAUGAAGAAAAAAAAAAGCAAACGUUUUUAAAAAUGAAUGCGCCGCGUUUGCUUAAAAUUAUCAAAAUACGGAAAUAUUAAAUGUUAUUAUAAAUAUGCCCGUUAUUACAUUGCAUAUAUAUUUACAUCAUGUAUAUAAAACCUUAAUGGAGGUGUCCGGAUGUUUUUUUAAGGGCUUUGUAGGCAGAAUUGCGCGGCUCCAUUGAAAGCGAACUUAUGACCGAAUUUGUUUUAAUAUUCAGACUGCAACAUUUUUUUUUUUAAAUCCAUCGUCAUGAUGGAUUUCAUAAUGAUUGUAAUUGAUAGGCAAAAUUCCAAAAAAGCUCAGUUCAGCUUUAGUUUUUCAAUACAGAACAAAUGUCAUCAUUUAUUAUGACAUUGCAAUUAAAUCAUUUAAAAAUGUAUUGGAAUAAACAUUUAUAAUAUUAAUUACAAAAUUACAAAUGAAUUACAAAUAUAGAAAAUAAUGCAUUACAAAUAAGAUUUAAAUGUGUAUUAUAUUUCAUAUAUAUAUAUAUAUUGAAUAUAUGCAUUUUGCAUCAAGACUUUAGGGACACAUUUGAGAAUUUGUGUGAUGUCUAAAGGUUAUAAAGCAAAUCUUUGAGUUUUUAUGUAUUCUGUAUAAUUAAUUGUUUGUGAUGGUAACAGCAAUUUAUUUAUUAAUUUUCAUGACAUUCCAUUUAAAAAUAUCUACCUUUUUUUUUAAAGACACCAUGUUAGCGUAGCUCUUUUUGGGAAUUGCUCUUACUUGGUCUUUGUUUUGUAUUGCAAAGGCGGAUCUUUAGAGUUGCUUGUACAGGAAACAUUAGCACUUGUGUCAUCUUGUCACCCAUGGACCUAUGCUCUCCUCCAUGCUGUUGGCAUUCAAACUUUGUAUUCUUUAAAGACACUUCUAGAGAUGCAAUAAUGAAAAAAUCAGCAAAGGGCAACCUGUAAUAUGUGUUAACUGUCUUAACAAUGUAUAAUACAUGCUAUAUUUUAUUAAGUGUUACUAAUAUAUUACAAAACUGAUGUCAAAGACAGUUUUUUCAUGUAGAUGUUUCUUUCCUUUCAUCUCAUUUAUGCUUCUUUGUUCCUCAGACAAAUCAAUAAUAUUAAAAUAAUACAUUUUUAACACAUUUGGGUUUGUUUUUGCCUUAAACUUUGGCAGAAGGUAGCCAUGCACUUUCUGUUCAUAAAUUGGACUGGUGAUUUUGCCAUAAUUUACUUUCCAAUUGUUGUUCACUUGUGUUUUCUGAAGAAUGACAAAGAAGCAAGAGUGUUUAAAAAUGUUCAAUAAACUUAAUUCACGUUU
This is a messenger RNA of Nerophis lumbriciformis (worm pipefish), 5657 nucleotides long. RefSeq names its product sodium-driven chloride bicarbonate exchanger-like. NCBI's taxonomy places the organism in Eukaryota, Metazoa, Chordata, Actinopteri, Syngnathiformes, Syngnathidae. Gene Ontology annotation, biological process: bicarbonate transport; regulation of intracellular pH; transmembrane transport. Gene Ontology annotation, cellular component: plasma membrane; basolateral plasma membrane. The record is from RefSeq and is a predicted model, not a curated record. Gene Ontology annotation, molecular function: solute:inorganic anion antiporter activity; monoatomic anion transmembrane transporter activity; sodium:bicarbonate symporter activity.